Arachis duranensis is the source of this 805-nucleotide messenger RNA. RefSeq lists its product as uncharacterized. Gene Ontology annotation, cellular component: nucleus; EKC/KEOPS complex; cytosol. Gene Ontology annotation, biological process: tRNA threonylcarbamoyladenosine modification; telomere maintenance via recombination. The transcript has 7 exons. Bases 124 to 639 code for a protein of 171 amino acids. The record is from RefSeq and is a predicted model, not a curated record. NCBI's taxonomy places the organism in Eukaryota, Viridiplantae, Streptophyta, Magnoliopsida, Fabales, Fabaceae.
UGUAGUUUCUCAAUGUGAAAGAACCUCAACAAAACGUCACUCUUAUCGUUCGCAGCAUCGGGUACGGCAGCCACAAGAGCCACGCCACCGUCACCGCCGGAGUCACCCUCACUGGAAGAAGAUAUGAAGGUGUUUAAUAUAAAUGAAGCCACACUUUCUCUUGCACUUUACACCGAUGUCACCAAUUCCAAGGAGCUCUUGGAAAGUAUGCAAGCUGGGACAUUGGAGCCAGAAGUUGCAUUCCUCAAUGCUUUACUUAUUCCAGAUGUUUUUCCUCUUCUAGCUGCUGCGCACAAGACGCUUGUAGCUAAGUCACGGGAUUCUUUGACCACACGCACUCUUCACUCAGAGCUUGUUUACAAUUACUCAGGGUCCAAGCAUAUUAGUGAAUCUUUGAAACGAUGUGGUAUCUCAGAUAACACGACGUACAUCCUUGCUGCUAGAUUUGAUGCUACUCCUGAUGAGAUAAAAGCCAUUGAGAAGCUCAUUAAUGGAAAAGAGAUUGAACUGGAGGAGCUGGAAGGAAGAGCAAACCAAUCCCAGAUACAAAAGCAUUACAAGCUAUCUGCCCCCGAACUUGGAGUUUCAUCACUUGCAGAUGCGAUAACUUGCCGAAUUGCUUCUCGUGAUGCCUUGUGAGAACAAUGACUGCGAUCUCCAUGUAUGUUACAAGUUUUAUGAUCUCUCAUUGAUCUAUUGUAGAAUAUUUAAAAGAAAGCUUUUAGCUUCGAAUAGGUACCUUACCUCUCGAUGUUUCCUACAUUUGAUAUUUAUUUUAAUCAAUCUUACUCGAGUUUCAGUAACA